AUGCCCAGCUCCAUCAUCGUCCAGGGCGGGAAGAGCGAAUAUGUAGACGCCACCCAGCGCACCGAGACCUUCACGGGCGAAGUCUGGAGCCAGAUGGUGCUGGUUUCCGGCAACGUGGCCGCUGGCAACAACGUCUUCAUGCCCUGCUCCCGAACAUACUGGCACACGCAUGAAGGAGGACAAAUUCUAUACGUGACCGUCGGAUCUGGUUGGGUCUGCGACAAGGGGUCCGAGCCUCGCCGCAUCAAAGCGGGCGACACGAUCUGGGCGGAGCCGGGGACUACGCAUUGGCACGGGGCGGAUAAGAAUAGCUUCAUGUCGCAUCUUGCUCUGGGGAUUGGGAAGACUACAUGGCACGACGAGGUGAUCGACGACAUGUACAAGAAGUAG
Fonsecaea erecta is the source of this 390-nucleotide messenger RNA. RefSeq lists its product as hypothetical. Bases 1 to 390 code for a protein of 129 amino acids. The transcript has a single exon. The record is from RefSeq and is a predicted model, not a curated record. NCBI's taxonomy places the organism in Eukaryota, Fungi, Ascomycota, Eurotiomycetes, Chaetothyriales, Herpotrichiellaceae.